UCAAACAGAAUCAACCAAUUAACAGAUUCCCCCUUAUUCACUCGCAAAAUGGCCACCCCCAUCAAAAUCACCCUCAUCGGCGCCACCGGCUCGAUCGGUAAAAUUAUCCUGAAUGCCCUCAUCGCCCACCCCAACUUCGCCGUGACUGUCCUCUCCCGUCAGGACUCCCCCGCGACCACCUUGCCAUCGGGCAUCACCGUCCACAAAACCGACUACUCGUCCGCCAGCCUGGAGACUCUCCUCCGUGGCCAGGACGUGCUCAUCUCUGCCGUCGGCGCAGGUGCUUUCCCCGAGCAACAGAAGUUCAUCGACGCUGCCAUCCGCGCCGGCGUGAAGCGAUUCAUCCCGUCCGAGUUCUCAACCAGCAGCCAGGACGAUGAGGUGCUCAAGAUCCUGCCCAUGUUCCAGCAGAAGCGGGACGUGAUCAACUACCUGAAGGAAAAGGAGAAGGAGGGCUUAAGCUGGACCGGAAUCGCAACAUCUGGAUUGUUCGACUGGGGCCUCACCGCCGGCUUCCUCGGCUUCGAUCUCAAAGAGCACACUGCCCUGAUUUGGGAUGGCGGAGUCACCCGGUUCACUUUGACGAACGAAAAACAGCUCGGGGACUCAGUCGCGUCUGUGAUUUUGCAUCCCGAGGAAACCAAGAACCGGUUCGUGUAUGUUGCCUCUGUUGAGUUGACGCAGAAGGAGGCCUUGGAGACGCUGGAGGACGUUACUGGUGUCAAAUGGACGGUGACGGACACGACAACCGAGACGCAGAUUUCCGAGGGGUUUGCGAAGCUUGGUGAGGGGAAGAUUGAGGGUGCGUUUGCGCUAGUUCGUGCCACUGCUUUUGGGAAUACCCCUGGUCUGAAGGUGAAUUAUGUCAGAGAUGAGGAAUUGGCGAAUGAAUUGUUGGGGCUGAAGAUGGAGAAUUUGAGGGAGUCGAUUGAGAGGGUGGUUAAGGCUGACUCUAACUGAGAAUGAUGCUAUAAAUUAGGGAAUAGCCUUUUCUUAAAACAGGGUUGUUAUUGUCAG
Aspergillus sclerotioniger CBS 115572 is the source of this 1017-nucleotide messenger RNA. Its product is annotated as aromatic alcohol reductase. The record is from RefSeq and is a predicted model, not a curated record. Gene Ontology annotation, molecular function: oxidoreductase activity. The transcript has 3 exons. Bases 49 to 960 code for a protein of 303 amino acids. Lineage: Eukaryota; Fungi; Ascomycota; Eurotiomycetes; Eurotiales; Aspergillaceae.